CUAUAUUACUAAUUGCAAAAUUAAUUAGCGUAUUAUUUAAUACAAAUAUAUAAAAAAAUUCAGUAGGAUUUUUGUAUAUUUUAUCUUAACAGAUUUUGUUAUAACUAAUGAUAACAUUCAAAUAUAUUGUUAAAAUUAAUUUAUUAUUAAUAUAUUUAUUGAUUAUUAAGAUUUCCUAGAGAUGUUAUAUAUUUGAUUGAUUAAUACAAAUAAUCAAAUAUAUAUCAUAUUAAGUAAUUAAUUCAAUGAUCCUAUUAUGACUUCUCAAUGGUAGAUAAAAACAGUGACUCUAUUUUAAUAGAAUAGAUUUUUUUUCAAAAAGAUCCAUAAUAUAUAUUGACUACUAACUGAUUUUUUUAUCUAUUUCCUUAUUGCAUACCAUAUACCAUUAUUGUAAAUAUAUAUGUGUAUAUAUGUAUGCAUCUAACUCUAUAAAUAUAAUAUUUAUGUACACUACCAUUAUAAACGUUGCUUUGUUCUUUCAGAAAUUCUCUCCAAACUGUAACGCCAAAAAUGACUAAAGUCUCUAUUUUUGCUUUCUUCAUGAUCAUCUUCGUUUUAGGAGUGGUGAUUCAAGAAACUCAAGGACAAAUGUGUCAUGCUCUUGGAAUGAAAUCAAACUGUAAUGAUGGCGCAUGUGCCAAUCUGUGUAAGCUGAAAUGGAAGGGAAGCGGCUCGUGCUUCUCAAACCAGCAUGUUUACAGUUGUAUAUGCAAUUUUCCUUGCAAAAUUUAAAUUUAUCUAUCUUUAUAUAGAUGUCAUAGUUAAAUGAUUUUGCUAUCUUUUCUAAUUUUAUAUGGUUUGGUUUUCUCGCGGGACAGAAACGGUAUCGGUUGAAAUCAAUAAAAUAAUAAACAUUUCCAUUACAAAAGCAGAGGAGUAUUCUGUUUUGAUUAUAUCGUAACUUGUGGCUUACGUAACGAAGCUAUUAUUACACACAUACUACAUAGAGAACCAUUAACAUGCUUAUUCAAAGUCUCCCACCACCUGGAAUCUCAAUCCGUCCAAGCUGAAUCUCGACUUCACCGCAUUCAACAUUACUCAACACAAGAAUCAUGUACUGAACGAUCUUUCAAUUAUAGUAGACGAUUCUGCUCGCAAGUGUCAGUUCCUCGUUCCACUCUGGGUUACCGUCUUUUCCAUAUUACGACUCUUCAGCUUCUUGCGAAGUUUCACGAAUUUUAAACAACGAUAAGAAGGCAUGCAAGAUAUAAACCCUAAAAUGAAAAAAGAAUUCAUAUACUAAAGCUAUUUAUUUUUUCAUCUCUAUAGGCUAAAAGUUAAAUAUCUUAAAAUGAUUAUAAAUUGAUAUACGAAGAGUAUAAACAGCGAUAUAUAAAUAUAAUGACAUCAUAGCUAAGCGAGUCUCGUCUAGCGAGAUUGAUCCCUUCACUCGAAUUCUCAUAAGAUGGUGGAACUUGCAGGUGUGUGUUGGUGAAACGCUAUACAUUUUCAUUACAUUUCAACAAAAUAUUUGGGUAGAUACUACAAAUAUAAAUUCAUGUUACUUGAACAAAAGAAGAAACUUGAAGAGGUUCUAGAAAUUCAGGGUUUGCUUUAUUUCUUCAAUAGUAAAAACAUAUACAAAUAUAUAGUAAGGGUUUAUGGUUAUAUUCAACAUGUACAACUAAAGACCGAAGCAGAGACUUCUUACAAAACCAAAAAAAAAAUCUGAUGAGACAAAGACGAACUAGUCUUUGCAUGAACAGAAGGAAAAAAA
Brassica rapa (field mustard) is the source of this 1720-nucleotide messenger RNA. Its product is annotated as putative defensin-like protein 119. The record is from RefSeq and is a predicted model, not a curated record. NCBI's taxonomy places the organism in Eukaryota, Viridiplantae, Streptophyta, Magnoliopsida, Brassicales, Brassicaceae.